Molecule: messenger RNA, 4002 nt
Organism: Hippopotamus amphibius kiboko
Lineage: Eukaryota; Metazoa; Chordata; Mammalia; Artiodactyla; Hippopotamidae
Gene: VMA12
Product: transmembrane protein 199
Exons: 6
Coding region: 23-649 (208 amino acids)
Biological process (GO): vacuolar proton-transporting V-type ATPase complex assembly
Cellular component (GO): endomembrane system
Source: RefSeq, a predicted model, not a curated record
CUGACCCUAAAGUCAACUAGUCAUGGCGUCUUGCUUGUUAGCUGGCGAGCGGCUUGUACGCGCUGUGGGCCCCGGUGGGGAGCUGGAGCCAGAGCAGCUGCCUGGGAAGCUGCGGGCAGAGCUUGAGGCCGCGCUAGGGAAGAAGCACAAGGGGGGCAAUCGCCCUGCUGGCCCCGCUCGUCUGGUUUCUUUCCGCCUGAUCCGGGAUCUGCAUCAGUACCUGAGAGAAAGGGGUUCCACACUAUACCUUCAUGAGCUCCUAGAAGGCAGUGAAAUCUAUCUCCCAGAGGUUGUGAAGCCUCCUCGGAACCCAGAGCUAGUUGCCCGUCUGGAGAAGAUUAAGAUACAGCUGGCCAAUGAGGAAUAUAAGCGAAUCACCCGCAAUGUCACCUGUCAGGAUUCAAGGCAUGGUGGAACCCUCAGUGACCUGGGAAAGCAAGUGAGGUCAGUGAAGGCUCUGGUCGUCACCAUCUUCAACUUCAUUGUCACGGUGGCAGCUGCCUUCAUCUGCACUUACCUUGGGAGCCAGUAUAUCUUCACAGAAAUGACCUCGCGGGUACUGGCUGCAUUGAUCGUGGCCUCUGUGGUGGGUCUAGCCGAGCUAUACGUCAUGGUGCGGGUGAUGGAAGGCGAGUUGGGAGAGCCGUAACUGUGCUUCAUCAUCGAAGUCUGGAGACUCCAGGCUCCCGGCUGCCAGUCACUGAUUCUCUCAGUCAACCCAUCAGGCUCUUUGGACUCAGCUCUGGUUAGUGAGAGCGCCCCAAGUCAAGGCCACCUGCUGUUCCUGCAGGGAGCCCCAUCCUCUGUCAGUUUACAGAGGGUCAGUAGAGGAGACUCAGACAACAACUGGAAAGAACUAGUCUGUCUAUACAUUCUCCUGAACCCUGGUGCCCAUCUGCCUUCUCCAGUCCUUUCUGGGCACUGCUGGGGCUGGUGUUUUUCCCCACUGGAAGUAAAGAGAAUCCAGACCUUUCCAGAAGUCAACCAUACUGCCUUGAACUUACUUGCCCAGGUGCACAAAUCAGUGGUCAUCCUUGUUCCACACAUCUUGGUGCAGACCUGUGAUUUGGAUCCAAAGACUCCAAGAAAGCAGAAGGGAUUCUCUUUCUGCAGUUUAUGCUGGAAGACAUCAAAUAAGAGAAAGCCGGUUGGUACAGGAUGGUGGAAUCGGAAGCAGGGCAGCUACAUUUUUGGAAUCUCAGUUUCUGUCUUCAUCUUCUUCCUUCUGCUUGUCUUGUUCAGAUUUUCUAUAUGCUUCUGCCUUUCUCCAUCACUCACCAGCACUCCUUAAACUUCCCACCUUCCCAUCACCCCUUGCUUUGCCUCCAAAAAUGAAAACAGUUCAGAUGGCAAAACAGUAUGUUUGCUUUUAAUUGCAAAAUCCCUUGUGCUUGUUUGCAUUUGUGGGGAGCGUAUGCCUACUGUGAAUUGUCUCAACUAAUAAAGGGAGACAAUCUUUGUAGACGGGAUUAUUUUCAGAUUUAACUAUAUGUAUAGUUAUAUCUAUGAAUAUGAGUAUACACAUCACAAUAUAUAUGUUGUGUGUACAUAUUGUUAUACAUAAGCCUAAUAUAGGUUAUUUUAUGUGAAUUCUUAAACAUGUUUGGGUAAGUGCAGAAAAAUAGAGUGUAAAAGUUCACAGUCGACUAAUUGUUUUACGUGGUUGCUUUUGGUCUUCACAACAAUCCCAGAGGUUGGAAAAAGAAGUGGUUUUAGGCCUCUUUUCCAGAAGACAAAACUGAGGCUGAGAGAGGUCAAAUGACCAACUACGGUCCUUCCUCUGUGAAGUGGAGCCAAAGACUCCUAGGCUGUUCUGAAGUCUCUGUGUAAUGUUAAACUUCUAGGAAUUUAGAUUAGUGGUGUAUUGAUAGAAUCUGUAUAAGACAUUUGGAAAUUAUAGCCGCAUUAUUAUUUACCCAAUAAAUAUUUAUUGUACCGAGCAUAUUCUUAGUUCAAAUCUUGUGACAACACGAAAGGCCAAAGAUUUCCAUAGUUGUGAGAAUUGGUCAGGGUCUGCUCCUAACGGUGGACUCUGUCUUUCUGUUUAUUCAGUGUAUGAGCUCCUGUGGUCUUUUUUUUCCCCCAGGACACUCCUCUGUUCUUAGAAAUUAUACACUUACUGGCUCAGUAGACGUUUUCUCUGCAGUAUUGCCAAUUUCUUGAAUUAUAGCAAGUCAGCCUCUCAGGGCAAUAUUCUACAUGAGAGAGAGGGAGGGCUUAGGCCCUUCUGUUACACCACAGAUCACUUUGUUGAGAAAUCUUAGGAUUUCUGUUGUUGAUUGGAAGAAAUAUCAACUGGGAGAAAAAAAAUGCAGGUGGCAUUUUACAAUGUUUCUAGCAACCCAGACUGUUUAAGAUUGAGUUAAAAAGCUACACUGAGUCACUCGUUGCUCCUGAUAAGCAAAGCCAAGCCAGAUUUUUAGAAUUCUAGUAGACGUCAUCCCUUCUCAAGUGGCUGGGUCUUGCACAUGGAGAGAGCUUUGAGCUUCAGACCAGUGUGUAUGCUAUGUGCUUAAAAAAUCCAUUUGAAUUAUUUGUUUUGGUCUAUAGUCCAUUCUCCACCUUUGACAAUACACCUCUGGGGUACAUGGGCAGAGAACGGAAAGAAAAAUAAGGAGGAAAAAAUCUACAGAUUUUAUUCCUGAUACAUCUAAAUCAGAACGGAGAACCACAGAAUUUUAAAACGCCACGGAAACAGAUUAGUUUUCCCAACAAAGCAGUUCACAAAGACCUAGUGUUCAGGAGGAUCAUCUGGCUCGCCCAGGGCCACAGAGCUUGUUAAAGCCACAGCUUGAACCCCUGGCCUUUUGGCUGUCAUGUCACCAUUCUUUCCAGUUAACACCAACCAGUCUCUUUUUAAAGGUAGAAAAUUGAUCAAAUUAAAGUACAUAUGAACUACUAACGUGGAGUGGGAACUCAUUCUCACCAUGCACUUAAUAAUUGAUAGCUCUUUUCUCUCUUCCUAACCUUCAUGCGUCUGAGGUUGAUAUGUUCAUUGUGUCUGAUGCAGUUCCUAAUUUUCUAUAUUCUUUCUUCUUUCUUUUCCUUCAUACUUAGGGUGCUUGAGGGAAAGUGGAGAAUACUGCCUAUACUUUUGUGGGGUCACUAUUAAGCUUUGGUAGUAGGGAGCCUGGCAACUCCUGUGCCGUAAGACAGACUUUGGGGGGUUAAACAGAUGGUCACCACUUUGCUCUUUGGCUUUAGUCAGUAAUGUGGAACCAUCCUCCAUUCUAGCUCUUCUUAGAGAAAAUGUAUUUCAUACGCUGACCUAAAGAUAUCUGGAGAGUUCUGAUGAUCUACAUCAGGGAUCAGGUAAAAGAGGUAUUUAAAAAAUAUGAAUCUAAAAAAAGCGUACAAACAAUGCUUUUAGGAAGUGAUUUAUCUCAGCCAUAAAAAAGAAUGAAAUAAUGCCAUUUGUAGCAACGUGGAUGGACCUAGAGAUGAUCAUACUAAGUGAAGUGAGUCAGAGAAAGACAAAUAUUAUAUAGUAUCACUUACGUGCGGAAUCUAAAAAAAAAUGAUAUAAAUGAACUUAUGUACAAAACAGAAACAGAUUCACAGACUUAAAAAACAACCUAUGGUUACCAAAGGGGAAAAGUGGGGGGGAGGGAUAAAUUAGGAGGUUGGAAAUAACACACACACUACUAUAUAUAAAAUAAUCAACAAGGACCUACUAUACAGCACAAGGAACUCUACUUAAUAUUCUGUAAUAACCUAUAUGGGAAAAGAAUCUGAAAAAUAAUAGAUAUGUGUAUAUGUCUAACUGAAUCACUUUGCUGUACACCUGAAACAAACAACAUUGUAAAUCAAUUAUACUCCAAUAUAAAAUACAAAAAAAUUUUUAAAGCAUCAAAACCAAAUAAAUAAAUGUUCAGUAGACUCCCCCCAAAAAAUAAAAGCUACCCACACACAAAAAAGUGAUUUAUCAAUAUGUCAGAGAUCUUUGAAAUACAUGCCAAUGUUCAUCUCAGAUUAUGUCUAAUAAUAAAAUUCUAUAUUGGA